CCAAAGGCCACAUCUUUCUCCCUCCCCCAUUCCCAUUUUAAGCAGAGCCGAGGCCCAGAUGCAGUGCAAACAUCCAUCCAUCUUCUUCUUCCCCCCUCACAAACAUCUUAUCCCUCCAUCCAGGUCGGGACCGAUCGAGGCCAUAGAAUUCCAGUCCGUUCCUCGUCCGUUUCCUCCUCCGGGGCCAGGCUUCACCGCACCUAGCUAGCUUUCUUUCUUGUCGUUCGCCGCCGUGUGCCGUGCCGUGCCGUCCAUGGCUAGGAAGUGCUCUAGCUGUGGGAACAAUGGCCACAACUCGAGGACCUGCAGCGGGCACGGCAGGACGACGGUCUUCGUAGGCCACGGCGGCAUCGGCGGCGGCGGCGUGAGGCUGUUCGGGGUGCAGCUGCACGUGGCCGGGUCCUCGCCCAUGGCCAUGAAGAAGUGCUUCAGCAUGGAGUGCCUGUCGUCGUCGACGUUGUCGUCCGCCGUGACGCCGACGUACUACGCUGCCGCUCUCGCCGCCACCACCAACAGCAACUCGCCGUCGGCGUCGUCCUCGUCGUCGCUCGUGUCGGUGGAGGAGGCUCCUGAGAAGAUGACCAACGGGUACCUCUCCGACGGGCUCAUGGGCAGGGCGCAGGAGCGGAAGAAGGGCGUUCCAUGGACGGAGGACGAGCACCGGCGAUUCCUGGCGGGCCUGGAGAAGCUCGGGAAGGGCGACUGGCGAGGCAUCUCCCGUCACUUCGUGACGACGCGGACACCGACGCAGGUGGCCAGCCACGCCCAGAAGUACUUCCUCCGGCAGAGCAGCCUGACGCACAAGAAGCGCAGGUCCAGCCUCUUCGACGUGGUGGAGAACGCUGACAGGGCGGCGACGAGCUCCAUUAAGGACAGGGAGCAGGAGCAGCGCCUGAGGCUCAAGGAUGCUGCGAUCGCGACGACCGCCUCUGCAGCAGCACCCGGAACGACGACGCCGACAGAGCUCCCGGCGCUGUCGCUCGGCAUCAUCAGCCGGCCAGCAAGGAGGCCUGAGCACGUCGUCCUGCCUCCGACCAGCCUGUCGCUGCAGCUGCCGCGGUGCUCGGCGGCAAUGGGCAGCCUGGCCCUGGCCGCGCCGAAACACACACACCCUUCGUCGACCCUGACGCCGGCGGCAACGGCUAGUAGUAGCCAGGCGCUGCCGGACCUGGAGCUGAAGAUCUCGAUCGCCCGGCCGCAGAGCGACGUCCACCAGGUCCAGACUGGGUCGUCGCCGCCGCCGCCGAGGACGCCCUUUCUGGGCACCAUCAGGGUCACAUAACCGAAAAGACGUCGCCGACGACGACGCGGGAAUAUCCUGCUGGUAGAUGAAGAGCAGCUUUUGCUCAUCUGAAGAAGGGUUGGUUCAACGACGGGACGAGGUUUGGGAAAACUGAAAAGGAGGAGCUUUUGGCAGUGGUGUAUGAGCGUGUGUGUUGGUGGCAGCCGUGACGACGACGACGAUGGCGUCGUUUAUCAUGUGGGUGUAGUGUAAUAUCAUCAUCAGAAAGAUGGAAACUUUACUGGCCUAAUUUAGUCUAUGUUGAUUUGUUUGUUUUUCUUGCAAAUAAAGAACGGCUGCCAUUGCCAUGCACUA
Sorghum bicolor (sorghum) is the source of this 1597-nucleotide messenger RNA. RefSeq names its product transcription factor MYBS3. Bases 254 to 1282 code for a protein of 342 amino acids. The record is from RefSeq and is a predicted model, not a curated record. NCBI's taxonomy places the organism in Eukaryota, Viridiplantae, Streptophyta, Magnoliopsida, Poales, Poaceae. Gene Ontology annotation, biological process: response to gibberellin; response to auxin; response to ethylene. The transcript is spliced from 3 exons. Gene Ontology annotation, molecular function: zinc ion binding; DNA binding.